CUCAUAUCAUUUGUCAUUUGUGUGGGUCCAUAUCUCUCUAUAUUGGGCCUCAAGUAGAUGGAGCAAAAUGGAGCCCAUUUAGAAUGGGCUUUAGAGAUUGAAGAAUGUGUUCUUCUCUUGGUCCGCCGGAAGGAAGGCAGUUUUUUCACGGUGGACGUCUGCCAUAUUUCCCGGCAAUGGUUUCUUCUGUCCCUAAACUCCAUGCUUUGUUUGUCUCCAAGUCUCUACCAGUAGUUAUCCGAGCCGCCAAAGUUACCAAUGAAGAAGGUUCUGGGUCGACCAAAUCAAAACUCGCCAGGUCCUUGGCGCGUGCCGUGAACUCUAACCCGUGGUCGGACGAACUCGAGUCUUCACUCUCAUCUCUUCAUCCGUCUGAACCCCUCUCCAGAACCACCGUUCUCCAAACCCUGCGUCUCAUCAAGGUUCCUGCCGAUGGUCUCCGGUUCUUCGACUGGGUUUCCAACAAGGGUUUCUCUCACAAAGAGCAGUCUUUCUUUCUCAUGUUAGAGUUCCUAGGUCGAGCUCGCAAUCUCAAUGCGGCUCGCAAUUUCUUGUUCUCCAUCGAGAAAAGGUCUAACGGCUGCGUCAAGCUCCAGGAUCGCUACUUCAACAGCUUGAUUAGGAGCUACGGCAACGCUGGGCUCUUCCAGGAGUCAGUGAAGCUGUUCCAGACCAUGAAGAAGAUGGGCAUCUCGCCUUCCGUGCUUACCUUCAACAGUCUUCUCUCGAUUUUGCUUAAGCGUGGCCGAACUGGAAUGGCCCAUGACAUGUUCGACGAAAUGCGCCGUACCUACGGGGUUACCCCAGAUUCGUAUACUUUCAAUACAUUGAUAAGUGGGUUUUGUAAGAACUCCAUGGUCGACCAAGCCUUUAGGAUUUUUAAGGAAAUGGAGCUGUAUAGUUGCAAUCCUGACGUUGUUACAUAUAACACGAUCAUCGAUGGGUUAUGCAGAGCCGGCAAGGUCAAGAUUGCACAUAAUGUUUUGAAUGGAAUGUUGAAGAAAGCAACGGCUGUGCAUCCCAACAUUGUUAGUUACACUACUCUGCUGCGAGGCUAUUGUAUGAAGCAGGAAAUUGAUGAAGCAUUGCUUGUGUUUCAUGAAAUGCUGACCAGAGGGCUGAAACCCAAUGCUGUAACUUACAAUACUCUGAUCAAGGGGCUCUCGGAGGCUCACAGAUAUGAUGAGAUCAAAGAAUUUUUGAAUGGAGGGGACGCAUUUACCACUUUCGCUCCAGAUGCCUGCACUUUUAAUAUUUUGAUCAAAGCCCACUGCGAUGCUGGACAUCUGGAUGCAGCGAUGAAGGUGUUCCAAGAAAUGCUGAAUAUGAAGUUGCAUCCUGAUUCAGCUUCUUAUAGUGUUUUGAUUCGUACUCUGUGCCUGAGAAAUGAAUUUGAUAGAGCCGAGACAUUGUUCAAUGAGUUAUUUGAGAAGGAAGUAUUGUUAGGUAAGGAUGAAUGCAAGCCUCUUGCUGCAGCUUAUAACCCAAUGUUCGAAUACUUAUGUGCCAAUGGGAAAGCAAAACAAGCGGAGAAAGUUUUUAGGCAGCUGAUGAAAAGAGGAGCGCAAGAUCCAUCCUCUUACAGGACUUUGAUCACGGGUCUCUGCAGAGAAGGUAAAUUCAAGGCUGCUUAUGAGCUGUUGGUUCUAAUGCUCAGGCGGGAAUUUGUUCCUGAUCUUGAAACCUACGAGUUAUUGAUUGAUGGGCUAUUGAAGAUAGGUGAAGCUCUUCUUGCUCACGAUACCCUACAAAGGAUGCUAAGGAGCUCUUAUCUUCCGGUUGCAACCACUUUCCAUACUGUACUUGCAGAACUUGUGAAAAGGAAAUUUGCCAACGACUCUUUCGGCUUGCUAACGCUGAUGUUGGAAAAACGAAUAAGACAGAACAUUGAUCUUUCAACGCAGGCUGUCAGAUUGCUCUUUAGUAGUGCACAGAAGGAGAAGGCAUUUCUGAUUGUUAGGUUGCUUUAUGAUAACGGGUAUUUGGUUAAGAUGGAGGAUUUACUUGAUUUUCUUCGCGAGAAUAGAAAACUGAUUGAUGCACACACACUUGUUCUGUUUUGUCUGGAAAAGAGUCAAAUGGUAGAUAUCGACACGUGUAACACGGUCAUAGAAGGACUAUGUAAGCAUAAGAGACACUCUGAAGCGUUUAGUUUGUACAAUGAAUUAGUAGAACUAGGAAAUCACCAACAGCUUAGCUGCCACGUGGUUUUGACAAAUGCCUUAGAGGCUGCUGGAAAGUGGGAAGAACUUCAGUUUGUGUCAAAGAGGAUGGCUACAAUGAGAAAAUCAGAUAAUUGCUCUGUAUCAGAAUGAAGGAUAUCCACUUAAAUCUUCUUGAGCUGGACGUUAGACCGUGCAUCUGGUUUCUGGUAAAUGGGGUCCUUUCUCUUUGUUUCCGUUUUCAAUUCUGUGUCAAGAAUUAUUCAUUGCCAAUUGUAAAAAUUAUGCCCCUCAGCAAUUAAACAAGUUUGUAUUCA
This is a messenger RNA of Arabidopsis arenosa, 2479 nucleotides long. Lineage: Eukaryota; Viridiplantae; Streptophyta; Magnoliopsida; Brassicales; Brassicaceae. The record is from the annotation of a GenBank genome assembly.